Phyllostomus hastatus (greater spear-nosed bat) is the source of this 2444-nucleotide messenger RNA. Its product is annotated as zinc finger protein 350-like. The transcript is spliced from 6 exons. Gene Ontology annotation, biological process: central nervous system development; regulation of transcription by RNA polymerase II. Gene Ontology annotation, molecular function: DNA-binding transcription factor activity, RNA polymerase II-specific; RNA polymerase II cis-regulatory region sequence-specific DNA binding. Gene Ontology annotation, cellular component: transcription regulator complex; nucleus; PcG protein complex. The coding region runs from base 475 to 1935 and encodes 486 amino acids. The record is from RefSeq and is a predicted model, not a curated record. Lineage: Eukaryota; Metazoa; Chordata; Mammalia; Chiroptera; Phyllostomidae.
GUCCUCGGCUGCCGUAGACUGAGCGGGACGGUGCAGAAGUUGAAGCAGUUCCCGGAAAUACAACGUUUGUGAUCUUGUGGGUCUGGCGAAAAACUCAGGUCCUGACUCCCCAGGAGCAAUAGAAUCAUGUGAAGCAGGAGGAAGUUGCAGGGUUGGGUAUAAGCACGUCUGGGGACACACCUGACUGAAGACAGAUUUCUGAACAGAAAUUUAGAGCAGACCCAGAACACACCAAGACAGAGCCUCCCUUUGCCAGCUUUUUUACAUAGAACAAGAAAAUGCUCCAGGCUCAAGUUAACAAGAACAAUUAACUUCUUUACAUGACAGAAACUUCUAAUUAUAUGAAUGCAUGGAUGACUGAAUGCACAAUUAAAAAAAGAGGAGUUUCUGACAUUUCACGAUGUGGCCGUGGACUUUACCUUGGAGGAGUGGCAGCUCCUGGACUCUGAUCAGAAGGACCUGUACAGGGAUGUGAUGUUGGAGAACUACAGCAACUUGGUGUCAGUGGGUUAUGAAUCCAGCAAUCCAGACGUAUUCUCCAAGUUGGAUCAUGGAGAAGCACCAUGGACAAAGGAAGGUGAAAUUCACUGUGGAAACCAUUCAGAAAUCUGGAAACUUGAUGACCAUCUGCUGGAGAACACAGAAAGUGAAAGCAUGGAGAAUAGCCUGGAACAAUGGCACAAAAAUAACGUAUUUGAAAAUUGUGUCCAUUGGAGCAAAAGUCAUUUUCUGUUACGACAAAAUCAUGGUACAUUUGACUCACAUGGAAAAAGUAUGAAAUCAGAUUUGUCUUUACCUAACCAGAGCAGAAACUAUGAAAUCAGGAGGCCCACUGAACUUUCUGGAAAUGGGAAAUCCUUUCUCCAUGCUAACAGUAAACAGUUUCAGACUGAAAUGAAAUUCCUGGAAAUUCAAAAACUCAUCAGCACCAAGUCCCAACUCAUCAAACAUCAGGAACUUCAGAAAAUAAGGAAACAACAUAUAUGCAGUGAAUGUGGGAAAGCCUUCUUGAAGAAGUGGUUGCUUAAUGAUCACCAGAAUCUUCAUACAGGAGAGAAGCCCCAUCAGUGUAGUCUGUGUGGGAAAGCCUUCUCCAGAAAGGUUACACUGAAGGAACACCGGAGAUCACAUACAGGAAAGAAACCUCAUGAAUGCAGAGAGUGUGGCAAAGCCUUUGUCAAGAAAUCACAGCUCAAUAUACAUUAUAAAAUACACACAGGGGAGAAACCUUUUGUAUGCAGUGACUGUGGGAAGCGCUUUAUCCAGAAGGGCAAUCUCAUGGUACAUCUACGGAUUCACACAGGUGAGAAACCUUAUAUAUGUAAUGAAUGUGGAAAAGGCUUCAGCCAAAAGACAUCUCUCACAACACACCAGAGACUUCAUACAGGAAAGACACCCUUUGUGUGUAGUGAAUGUGGAAAAUCCUGUUCCCAGAAGACAGGUCUCAUUAAACAUGAAAGAAUUCACACUGGAGAGAAACCCUUUGAAUGCAGUGACUGUGGGAAAGCCUUUAUUGGGAAGCCACAGCUUGUUGUACAUCAGAGAAUUCAUACAGGAGAGAGACCCUAUGGUUGUAAUGAAUGUGGGAAAACCUUCAGAGCAAAGUCAGUCCUCAAUGAACAUCAGAAAAUUCACUCAGUCAAGGUGGUACAUCCUCUCUCAGAGAGUCAAAUGUCAUCAAAGACUAGUGUGGUCCUGCAGGAGAAAAACCUUGUUAAUACAGUGGCUAUGCAGGUGCCUUCUCUGGCCCCUCAGACAGCAUUAAAUGUCAGUGGGCUCCUAGUAAACAGAAAUGUAGUCAUAGUGGGCCAGCCUGUGGCCAGCUGUGCACCCUCAGGAGGAUUUGCACAGAAUAGAAACCUUAUGAAUGCAGUGAGUGUGGAUUCACCUUCAGUUGUCAAUUAUGUGUUAUAUUAUGUCAUAGGAAACCAAUAGGAAAAAACUCAGACACAUUCUGUGUGCAAGGAUUUGAUCAAAACUUUCUACCUCAGGUUAUGGUUGAAAAGCAUAUCCUGAGAGAAGUUGUAGAAAUGCUGAGACUGGGAAGUCAUGAUAUCCUCAUUCUAUUCAAUAUGUGCAUUGACACAGAGGCAUAAUCUGAUGUUAACCUAGAGACAUAACGUCAAUUGGUCUAUUAAAGGAAUGAAAGAAGCUAAGUGAAGCCAGUAAGUGAAGUUUUUUAAAACAUAAAAGUUAUUUGUAUCUGGGAUGUUGCUAUGAAUAAAAAACCAGGAAGGAGGUAAUACUGGGUUGGUGGGAUCUGAAGCAUAUAUAUGUUCAGUUUCCCUAGACCAAAGUGAAGGAUUAAUUGAAAAUUUGGAUGUCUACCAUAAACUCUUAGCAGUUUAUAUUAUGUAGCGGGUUUAUGAAAUAACAGGUUCAGAUUGAGUCAAUUCAUUCAUUUAUAUCAAGAUUUUGUCACAUCCUGCCCUUAUAUCUGGUUC